This is a messenger RNA of Stereum hirsutum FP-91666 SS1, 1074 nucleotides long. RefSeq names its product aromatic compound dioxygenase. Bases 1 to 1074 code for a protein of 357 amino acids. Gene Ontology annotation, molecular function: oxidoreductase activity, acting on single donors with incorporation of molecular oxygen, incorporation of two atoms of oxygen; iron ion binding. The record is from RefSeq and is a predicted model, not a curated record. NCBI's taxonomy places the organism in Eukaryota, Fungi, Basidiomycota, Agaricomycetes, Russulales, Stereaceae. The transcript is spliced from 8 exons.
AUGAUCUACACUCCCUUUGUAACGCUUCUCGGCGCUGUUACCUUCGCUACUGUCUUCGCUCAUCCAGAACGUAUGACGCCCGAGAUCGCCAAGCGCGAGAUCGGUGUUGCCACUGGCUCUUGCGCUGAGCAAAUCAGCGCUCGCCGUGAGGCCACGCUCGAGCGUCGCCGUGCUAGCCUCUUCGAGAGGAGGAUGGCGAAUGGGCAUGUUACACCUAUUCAGGCAAGGAGCCUCGAAGAACGCAACAAAUAUGCCACGAUUCAGAACGACACUUGCGUGCUGUCCCCCGACACCAUCUGGGGGCCAUACGGUAUCGACGGCGAGCUUUAUCGCCAUGAUGUUCGCGAAGGUCAGGAGGGUAUCGACUUCUACCUUGACAUCGGAGUUAUCGACGUCGAGACUUGCGAGCCUCUUCCCAACGCUUACCUUGGCAUCUGGAACAGCAAUGCAAGUGGUACCUAUGGUGGCUUCACGGGCAUUGACCCCAAUACCGCAGAGCUGAGGGAUGGUUGGUCCACGCAAGCCGACGGCACCACCGAUGAGACAACGUUCCUUCGUGGGGUCAUGUCUACUGAUGAAACCGGCAUUGCUGAAUUCUUGACCAUCUUCCCUGGCUACUAUAUCACCCGGACCACCCACAUCCACGUCACUGUGCAGACCAACGUCACCGACGAUGAUUACUCCUACGGCGAUGCUUCGGUCCAACACAUAGGCCAGAUCUUCUUUGACGAAGACCUCAUUAACGCGGUCUACGAGACCUCUCCUUACUCCGACCACCUCUCCACCCUUAAUCGCACCCUGACCGACGUCGAUAGCGUAUACACUGUCGCUGCCACUGCUGGAUAUUCCCCUGUCGUCUCGGUGGAGAAGCUAGGCGAUGACUAUGAAGAUGGACUGGUCGGAUACAUCACAAUCGGCGUGAACACCUCAGCGGCUGGUUUGGCUACGACCGGGAACUCUGUCAAUCCUCAGGGCUAUCUCCCCACCGUCACGCUCUCCGCCAGCGCUCAAGCGAGUGCAUCAUCCGUCGAUGCGGCCGACGGUUACUGGGCCGCGACGACGGCGUCCGUCUAA